CACUGUGACAGAAAUUUGCUGUAACUUCUCUUAUUGACGGGUAGUCAAAACAGUAAAAUGACUGAAGCUGAUGUGGUGUACUCUGAUGUUAAGUUCACAAAAUCAAAGGAAAAUGCCACAGUGACGUCCUCACCAAAUGAAUCCACUUACUCUGAAAUCAAGAUCUCGAGGACCGAGCCAUCAGCAGGCUCCCAACAACAAGCAGCUGGAGGGUCAAAGGUCACAGCAGACAGAGUGGCUGUAGUGGUUCUCAGUGCUCUCCUGCUUGCUGCUGUCACCGCUCUUGGCUUUAUCUGUUAUAAACACCAUCAAACCACGGAACAUCUCCAGAAGCUGACUGAUGAGAAUGCAGCCAUGAGAAAGAAUAUCACAGAGACACGCUGUGAGGUGAUAACGGUGCAGAAACCCUGUCCACAACCUCCUUCGGAUACAUGUCACAAAUGUCAAGAAGGCUGGGAGCAGAAUGGACCACAGUGCUACUUUUUCUCCACUAAUAAAUUAAUCUGGGAAGAGGCCAGAGAGAAAUGCCGACAGAAUGGAUCAGAUCUGGUUAAGAUAGAGAGCGAGGACGAGCAGUCAUUCCUGAUACAGAGACUGAGAGACAAGAUGGCAGAGGAUGAGGACAAGUUCUGGAUCGGACUGACAGACUCAGUGACAGAGGGCACAUGGUUGUGGGCAGACGGGACACCACUGAACGAGAGUUUGAAAUUUUGGAGCAAUAAUGAGCCAGACGACUGGAAAGGGCACAACAAUGAGAACAUGAAUGGAGAGGACUGUGUGAGGAUGGGAGAAAAAUCUGGAUCAGGCCUGAAUUGGUGGUUUGAUAAAUCCUGCAUAGCACCUCAGAAACGUAUUUGUGAGAAGUCAGCUGAAACUGGACGUCUGAAGUGCGUCUGAAAAGUAGCUUAAGUCUUAAACAAUCUCAGGAUCAUGUGGAGCUUUUUUUUUUUUUUUUUUUUAAAUAUUUUUUAAAUGUUUACAUUAAAGAAGUGUCACAACUUUCCAAAUCUACAAUCUGAAUUUGAAUUUGAAUGUCAAAUCCUUCUUUAAUAAGAUAAGCUACAGUGUACAGAGAGGUGCAGGGAAGAUGUAUUUUUGUAGACUAACCUGGAAGAUAGCAUCACUCUGGUGCACUCGACAGAAAGACUUCAGUAUUUAUGAUACUUACAUGUACAUUCAAAAAUCACAAUCAAAAAGUUGUUGCAGCAGCUCGUGUCACCUUGAAACUGCUCAGCAAGGAAGAAAAGUAGUCCACAUUCUUUCUAACUGCCACUGUACAACCCUUUACUACUUUCACUUAGUUCUUUAAAACCGUGUUUUGCAACUCAAAACAAAACAUAAAAAAUAUAUAUAUAAAUAUCUAUAUUUAUAAAACAUGCAACAUGUCCCUGAUUUUGCAUAUAAUUAUAAUAUUAUUAUAGUUUUUCAUUUCCACUUUGUUAUUUUGCCACAUGGGACCUUUUUUUUUUUUUAAAUAAAACUUUGCAUGCUGGUGAUGGAGAAAGAAAUAAUCUUUUGUUCCUGUUUGAAUUGCGCCAUGAAGUAAACAUAUGAUGCUUGUGGAAUAAAAAGAUUCACGUUCAAGUC
This is a messenger RNA of Acanthopagrus latus (yellowfin seabream), 1587 nucleotides long. RefSeq names its product C-type lectin domain family 4 member E-like. The coding region runs from base 58 to 897 and encodes 279 amino acids. The record is from RefSeq and is a predicted model, not a curated record. NCBI's taxonomy places the organism in Eukaryota, Metazoa, Chordata, Actinopteri, Spariformes, Sparidae. The transcript is spliced from 8 exons.